AGCUCCUGCGGUCAGCUGAUAAAAGUCGGUGGUUGAACAACAACAAGCCCGACUGCUCAGUCAUCGCCGUGCCCGUGAUAUUGUACUUCUCCCGGCUGGCACGAUGAGGAUUUUGUUCCUGUUUGUUUUCGCGGCGCUAGCCCUGACGAACGACGCACUUGUUCGAAUUCCCUUAAAGAAGUUCCGUUCCAUCAGACGUGAGUUGACAGACUCGGGGAGAAGAGCAGAGGAGCUUCUGGCAGACAAGCACUCCCUUAAGUACAACUUUGGCUUCCCUUCCAGUAAUGGACCCACUCCAGAAACCCUGAAGAACUACCUUGACGCCCAGUAUUACGGCGAGAUUGGCCUGGGUUCCCCUCCUCAGCCCUUCACUGUGGUGUUUGACACAGGUUCCUCCAACCUGUGGGUGCCCUCCGUUCACUGCUCCCUCUUAGACAUUGCAUGCUUGCUUCACCACAAAUAUAACUCUGCCAAGUCCAGCACGUACGUGAAGAACGGCACUGCCUUUGCCAUCCAGUAUGGAACUGGCAGUUUGUCGGGCUACCUCAGUCAGGACACAUGCACAAUUGGAGACAUAUCGGUGGAAAAGCAGCUUUUCGGCGAGGCCAUCAAGCAGCCCGGUGUGGCCUUCAUCGCAGCCAAGUUUGAUGGCAUCCUCGGCAUGGCCUACCCACGCAUCUCUGUGGACGGGGUGGUUCCGGUCUUUGACAACAUCAUGAGCCAGAAGAAGGUGGAGCAGAACGUCUUCUCCUUCUACCUGAACAGGAACCCGGACACCGAGCCCGGCGGUGAGCUGCUGCUGGGAGGAACCGACCCCACAUACUACAGCGGUGACUUCAACUACGUCAACAUCACCCGGCAGGCUUACUGGCAGAUCCACAUGGACGGGAUGACAGUGGGCACCCAGCUGAGCCUCUGUAAGAGCGGCUGUGAAGCCAUCGUGGACACCGGGACGUCUCUGAUCACCGGCCCCUCCGCGGAGGUCAAGGCCCUGCAGAAGGCCAUCGGAGCCCUUCCACUCAUCCAGGGAGAGUACAUGGUGAGCUGUGACAAGGUCCCAUCGCUGCCUGUCAUCACCUUCAACGUGGGCGGUCAGUCCUACACGCUGACCGGAGAGCAGUAUAUCCUCAAGGUAAGUCAGGCUGGAAAGACCAUGUGUCUGAGCGGCUUCAUGGGUCUGGACAUCCCCGCCCCCGCCGGGCCCCUGUGGAUUCUGGGAGAUGUAUUCAUCGGCCAGUACUACACUGUCUUUGAUCGAGAGAACAACAGGGUGGGCUUUGCCAAGGCCAAAUAAGCACAUCCUGCGCUAGAGCAACAUGUUCAAGUGCAAAGCUAAAAAAAAAAAAACCCAAGUAACACAGAUCCAAAUCUGUGCCGCACACGUUUUCUGUUGCUUUGCAAUCAAACAGUAUUUAGCAAUAGAUUUUGUGUAUAGCCUGAAUGCACUGAUUUUUGAAGAAUUUGUACGAUUUCCAGCAGUUUGUGAAACAGAUAGAUUUGAUGGGUCGUACGUGAUCAGGGAUCAGUUGAUUUGUAUCGGUACUGCCCGUUUUAAGCAUCCAAGUGAUCUUUCUUUUAAAAUCAGGGAUUUGUUUUAAACACUUAAUUUGCGUUUUUAGGAGGAAGUCGUUCCUCUACUACUGACUUUGAGAUGUAUCUCUGUGAUUGGCCUGAAUAAACAGUUUUUAAAAGAA
Siniperca chuatsi (mandarin fish) is the source of this 1694-nucleotide messenger RNA. It is a transcript of the gene ctsd, whose product is annotated as cathepsin D. The coding region runs from base 104 to 1294 and encodes 396 amino acids. Gene Ontology annotation, cellular component: lysosome. The transcript has 9 exons. Gene Ontology annotation, molecular function: aspartic-type endopeptidase activity. The record is from RefSeq and is a predicted model, not a curated record. Lineage: Eukaryota; Metazoa; Chordata; Actinopteri; Centrarchiformes; Sinipercidae. Gene Ontology annotation, biological process: proteolysis.